UGGAACUGACUUCCGCAAUCCUAAUGGAAUAAAUCCAGCACCCCUAGUCAUCCGCCCACAUUAUCCACACUUCCCCGUCGAAAGGAGCCCGGAGCACAGAACCCCAUCAGCAGGCUGUGAACCCCUUGGCACACAGAAGAACUUCCCCUAAUUAUCCCCUUUCCCAGGAUGUGGGGACUCAAGAUUCUACUGCUGCUGCCCACAGCGACCUUUGCUCUAUAUCCUGAGGCGAUACUGGACACACAAUGGGAGCUAUGGAAAAAGACCUAUGGGAAGCAGUAUAACAACAAGGUGGAUGAAAUCUCCCGGCGUUUAAUAUGGGAAAAAAAUUUGAAGCAUAUUUCCAUCCAUAAUCUUGAGGCCUCUCUUGGUGUCCACACAUAUGAACUGGCCAUGAACCACUUGGGGGACAUGACCAGUGAAGAGGUGGUUCAGAAGAUGACUGGACUCAAAGUACCCCCUUCUCGUUCCCGCAGCAAUGACACCCUCUAUAUCCCAGACUGGGAGAGCAGAGCCCCAGACUCCAUUGAUUAUCGAAAGAAAGGAUAUGUUACUCCUGUCAAAAACCAGGGUCAGUGUGGUUCCUGUUGGGCUUUUAGCUCUGUGGGUGCCCUGGAGGGCCAGCUCAAGAAGAAAACCGGCAAACUCUUAAAUCUGAGUCCCCAGAACCUUGUGGAUUGUGUUUCUGAGAAUGAUGGCUGCGGAGGGGGCUACAUGACCAAUGCCUUCCAGUAUGUGCAGAAAAACAGGGGCAUUGACUCUGAAGAUGCCUACCCGUAUGUGGGACAGGAUGAAAGUUGUAUGUACAACCCAACAGGCAAGGCAGCUAAGUGCAGAGGGUAUAGAGAGAUCCCUGAGGGGAACGAGAAAGCCCUGAAGAGGGCAGUGGCCCGAGUGGGACCCAUCUCUGUGGCCAUUGAUGCAAGCCUGACCUCCUUCCAGUUUUACAGCAAAGGUGUGUACUACGAUGAAAACUGUAAUAGCGAUAAUCUGAACCAUGCGGUUUUGGCAGUGGGAUAUGGGAUCCAGAAAGGAAACAAGCACUGGAUAAUUAAAAACAGCUGGGGAGAAAACUGGGGAAACAAAGGCUAUAUCCUCAUGGCUCGGAAUAAGAACAACGCUUGUGGCAUUGCCAACCUGGCCAGUUUCCCCAAGAUGUGACUUCAGCCAGCCAACCUCAUCCUGCUUUUCCAUUCCUUCUACGAUGGUGCAACAUACUGAUGUACUUUGGAAGGGAGUUGGUGUGCCUGUCUUGAAGUAGAUGUAGCAAUAUAGAAAUUGUCCAAUCAGUU
Messenger RNA from Leopardus geoffroyi (Geoffroy's cat), 1292 nucleotides. It is a transcript of the gene CTSK, whose product is annotated as cathepsin K. The coding region runs from base 169 to 1161 and encodes 330 amino acids. Gene Ontology annotation, molecular function: cysteine-type endopeptidase activity. Lineage: Eukaryota; Metazoa; Chordata; Mammalia; Carnivora; Felidae. The transcript has 8 exons. Gene Ontology annotation, biological process: immune response. Gene Ontology annotation, cellular component: lysosome. The record is from RefSeq and is a predicted model, not a curated record.